AUGUCUUCAAGUACGCUGCGCAUCAACGAUAGCGAACAAUACACUCUAGGCGAUUGCCUUGGCCGCGGCGCGUUUGGAAGCGUCUAUAGAGGUCUCAAUACAUUCUCUGGUGAGACUGUUGCAGUCAAGCAAAUCAAACUACGCAAUAUCCCACAAUCGGAAGUCGACAUGAUCAUGGGAGAGAUUGACUUGCUCAAGAACCUCAAUCAUGACAACAUUGUCAAGUACCAUUGCUUUUACAAGGGUGCCGAUAGUCUCUACAUCAUCCUCGAAUACUGCGAGAAUGGCUCCCUGCAAAGCAUCUGUCGAACUUUUGGCAACUUCCCGGAACACUUGUUGGCAGUCUAUACGGAUCAAGUCCUCAAUGGCCUCAUCUAUCUGCAUGACCAAGGUGUCAUACAUCGAGACAUCAAAGGCGCCAAUAUCCUAACCACCAAGGAUGGUACCGUCAAAUUGGCAGAUUUCGGUGUCGCUACAAAUGCAUUGAGCGACAUGACUGUUGUCGGCAGUCCUUACUGGAGUGAGUCGAUGCUAAAGAAAUCGAGAAUACUGACAGUAGUGGCGCCUGAGAUUAUCGAACUGGCAGGAGCAUCCUCAGCCUCUGAUAUAUGGAGUCUGGGGUGUACUGUGAUUGAGUUGCUGCAAGGCAAACCGCCCUUUCACGAAAUGGAUCAAAUGUCGGCUCUCUUCCACAUCGUUGAUGAUGAUCACCCACCCAUGCCAGAUGCAUGUUCGCCGGCUGCUCGCUCAUUCCUACUACAAUGCUUUCAAAAGGACCCACGUCUUCGCAUAUCUGCAAAAGUAUUACGUCGUCAUGCCUGGAUUCAAAACCACAAGCGUACAGAGUCUCAACAACUACGUCUUGCUCAAAAACGCAUACCAAUCGACUACGAAGAAGCCGUCAACAGCGUUCAAGAGUACAAUGAAAAGGUCAAUGGCCCGGAAAUCAAGCCUUCGGGAUCGCGACCAAGCGGCAAACCAAACAAGGCUAGCGCUGAACCAAGGUCAACAACGCCACGGCCAGUCAGAGUCCUGGCACAGCCAGAUGAUGAUGAUGGAGACAACUGGGAUAAUGACUUUGAUACACAGACAGUUGUCAAGUUACACCAUCCCAGGGCUACAGCGCGAUCAACAUCAGCAGAUCCGAAACGUCCAUCAUCCAGUAACGCAAAAUCCAAGCCGCUAGCAGUACGUCCCGAUAUGACACCGAGACCGCGACCGACUAAGCACACGUCAGACCGCGUUCCCUCCAGAGGACACGCAGAUGGCUUGGAUGACGCCACAGUCCGACCACGUAUGUCAAGCACGCCUGUCUCGCUUGCGCGGUUGAAAGAGCAGCCUAGCAGCAUGCAUCGACGACGCCAGGAACCAGUUUUACGUGAUUCAGUCAAUGCCCACGCAAAUACUAUGCCACCGCCUAUGCUGACGCCCACAUCGAAACGAACAGACAAGAGACAGGUCAGUCAGCGACCCCCGAGUAGACCAACCUCUCAAUCGACCUUGUCUAGCUUCUCAGAGGCCGGUGAGGAUUACAGUGACAUCAUUGUUGAUGACAAUACCUUCCCGACGGUAUUUGCAGCGACGGUUCGCUCGGAUGAGUCUUGGCUUGAUGACGACCAUUCUACAGAGAACGACCCUUUUGCCGGUAUCGACGAGUUUGACCAGGAGAAUCUGACGGCAAACAUUCAGCGCGAACAAAAGGCAAGGGCUAGCAAUCAGAUGGACGAUUGUCUCAAGCACUUUCAGGAAUCCGUCAGCAAAGAGACUGGGCUAGAGGAUACCUGCGCUGCAAUGCUUAACUUGCUCGAGUUGCAUCCGGAUCUCAAAGUCAAUGUCAUUUCGAAGCACGGCCUUUUGCCUCUGCUUGAAGUACUCGAAACCAUCACUGACGAGAAUGUGAUUGUCCCAGUCCUCAAAAUCUUGAAUUUGUUGACACGCGAGGACCCUGCCGUGCAAGAGAACAUCUGUUUUGUUGGUGGUAUCGCAGCAUUGACGCGGUUUGCCUCCAAGAACUUUAGUCAAGCCAUUCGCGAUGAAGCGGCUGUUUUUGUGAGGCAAAUCAUGGCUUCAUCACCACUCAAUGCACAGAUCUUUGUCAGUUGUCGCGGCCUCAAUAUUCUUAUGGAGUUCCUCGAGGAAGACUACAGUAGUGCACGAGAGCUUGUACGCACUGGCAUUGAAGGCAUCCUCGGUGUAUUUGGCUUGCAAGGCUUUACGCCCAAAAACGAUUUGUGCCGUAUCAUGGCUCGCACAGGAAUCAUGGAGCCUUUAUCGCACAUCCUGCACUAUCUCUUGUCGCAGCGGCGCAUCAGCGUUGAAGAUGAUGGCCACAUUGACGACAUUUUGCAGAUCAUGAAUCUCUUUUCUCAGGCUGACAGCUAUGUCAUACAACUCAUCGCAUCCCGUCAUGUCUUACGACAAACGCGAAAACUAGAAAGCGCUCGGCUCGUCAAGGUGCUGAAAUUCGUUCGCACUCUUUCCAGCGUCACCUCGACCCUUGACAACCUUCAGCAAGCAAAUGCAAUCGAACGUCUUGUGGAUUUGCUUGAAGAUGAAACAGUGCCUUGGUAUCGCGAUGCUGCGAUGCAUAUUGUGCCAACGCUCAUGAAUCUCUGUUUGCACGAUCAAAGUCGUCGGACUGAGGCUGCACUUGUUGGUGCUGUACCGGUCCUACAGCGUAUAGCUCGAUGCGAAUCUCAACUAAAGCAAUUCGCAUUGCCAGUCUUGUGCUUCUUUGCGCACAACAAGGAGUGUCGCAAAAUUUUGUGGCAAAACAAGGGUCUCGACUUUUACAUCGAAGUGCUAGCGGAUCCUUACUGGCAAGUCAAUGCAUUCGAAGCAAUUGUCGUCUGGUUCCAGGAGGAAGCGUCACGCGUGCAAGAACGACUGGCCAAACCCGAUGCCGUGGAACUCAUUGCCAGUGCGUUUGAAUCUGCAACCACGACUUCAACAUUUGAGAACUUUCUCGCUCAGCUACAAAAGCUUGUCCAUCUAAGUCAGAAGGUUGCUCUGCAUCUAAGUGCGCACCCGACGCUGCUGCGCAGCAUCACAACCAAAUUGCGAGAUCGACACGUCAACAAAGCUACUGUGCGACUGAAUCUUUUGCGAAUCAUGCAGAGUCUACUGGCUGUCCAUGUCCGACCUCAGUAUGUUGUCGCUGAACUCAAUCUCGUCGAGGUGCUGCAUGAAAUUGUCAACAAGGAUGGCGCAGUGAUAGUGCAGGAAAUUGCGAGGAGCGCCUUGAAGGAGCCUUAUAUGACCGCAUUGCGAAGCACAGAUGCGCCGGUAGUACGAUAG
Molecule: messenger RNA, 3297 nt
Organism: Protomyces lactucae-debilis
Lineage: Eukaryota; Fungi; Ascomycota; Taphrinomycetes; Taphrinales; Protomycetaceae
Exons: 9
Coding region: 1-3297 (1098 amino acids)
Biological process (GO): protein phosphorylation
Molecular function (GO): ATP binding; protein kinase activity
Source: RefSeq, a predicted model, not a curated record